Aspergillus viridinutans is the source of this 3978-nucleotide messenger RNA. RefSeq names its product Elongator subunit IKI3. Gene Ontology annotation, biological process: tRNA wobble base 5-methoxycarbonylmethyl-2-thiouridinylation. The transcript is spliced from 9 exons. Bases 1 to 3978 code for a protein of 1325 amino acids. Gene Ontology annotation, cellular component: cytosol; elongator holoenzyme complex. Gene Ontology annotation, molecular function: tRNA binding. The record is from RefSeq and is a predicted model, not a curated record. NCBI's taxonomy places the organism in Eukaryota, Fungi, Ascomycota, Eurotiomycetes, Eurotiales, Aspergillaceae.
AUGCGCAACUUGAAAAACGUGCGCCUCGCCGAGGUGCAUCUUCAGAAUGAGCUUCCUCUCACGGCUACCGCGUGGGAUACAGCUUCGGACGCUGUAGUUUGUACCUUUGGACCUACAGAGGCGAACCCCAUCAUUGAGCUUCGGAGGAAACACCAAGACAGCUACUUUACGAACCCUGUAGGCGCAGAAGUAUUUGAAUGCAUCGCAUCCUGGGAUGCUCCUUGCCCGCUACCUGAUUUGCGCUGUGAUCGGGUUCUCUCGCUACAUUACUUCGCGGACAAUCUCACCGCGUGCUUGGUCUUGGAGGGAGGCGAUAUCGUCAUCGUUCGUGAGGAUCCCCUUCCGGGCGAAGAUAAGAUCGAGAUCGUGGGUUCAGUCGAUGUUGGAAUUGCAGCAGCCGCUUGGUCUCCGGAUGAGGAGCUACUGGCUCUCACAACUAGAGCCAAUACCUUUCUCUAUAUGACUAGAGAGUUUGAGAAUGUUGCUGAAAUCACCUUCACCCCCGAAGAUCUUAAGGCAUCUCAGCAUGUCUCCGUGGGCUGGGGCAAGCGAGAGACACAAUUUCAAGGAAAGAGAGCCAAAGCCCUCAGGGACCCCACGAUACCUGAAAAGGUAGGCGAGGGCCGAUUGAGCAGCAACGAUGACGGCAGAACUACUAUCAGCUGGCGCGGUGACGGCGCCUACGUGGCUGUGAACAGUAUCGAAGCGGGUGUUCGUCGCGUGAUUAGAGUCUAUUCCAGAGAAGGCACUUUGGACAGCGUGAGCGAGCCAGUCGACGGUCUAGAAGGUGCCCUUAGCUGGCGGCCCUACGGCAAUCUGAUAGCGGGAAUUCAGAGGCUUGAAGACAAGGUCGAUGUGGUGUUUUUCGAGAGAAACGGCUUGCGCCAUGGAGAGUUCUCACUUCGCCUCACCGAGGAAGAAAGAGUAUCCUGGGCCUCGGAUAUUCAUCUCAGUUGGAAUGUCGAUUCGACAGUCCUUGCUGUCUUGUUCCGAGAUCGCAUACAGUUCUGGACCAUGGGUAACUACCACUACUAUCUCAAGCAAGAGGUUCCUGUGCUGGUCAAGCCGGAUUAUCCUCAUCCUUUUGUCUUCAAAUGGCAUCAAGAGAAGGCUCUACGCUCUGUUGCUUGUGGCUCAGCGUCUAUUCUGGACCUGGACUAUGUCUUCGACGUUUCCCAUGGUUCGACCGUCUCACCUCAUGACGUCGGUGCUGUUGCUGUGAUCGAUGGAAAAAUCCUGAAGUUGACGCCCCUAAGGCUAUCGGGAGUUCCUCCACCAAUGGCUCACAACGACGUGCCAGUGGACUCAAACGUAGUCGAUGUCGCAUUCAGCAAGUCUGGCACUCGGAUAGCGGUCCUCAUGAGAGAUUGCUUCUCUAUCUACAUGUGGUCACUGGAGACUCGUCCUGUUCCUUCUCCAAUACUCGAGUCUAGCCAUACCUUGCCGGACACGGUUGACAAUCGGCCACGACAGAUCGCUUUUUUGAACGAGAAUGAAGUCUACAUUCUCAGGAACAGUGGACCGAACAGUGUUUGUAUUCAAAGAACAACGCUCGAGACUCGAUCGACGACCACCGUCUAUCAAACAACAGACUCGGAGCAGAUUCUCACAAUUUUUCCAACCCUUGGACAUGAAGUUUUGUGGUUUUCGCAUGUCCGUCAACCUGGACGUCCAAUCGCAUACUCUGUCCUAAAGGCCUUCUCCGAAGAAAACGUCGAAGUGAAGUCCUGGGAUCAGAGCCCUGCUGUCGACACUCACUGGGCUCGGGCUGUCCACUUGUCAGAUGAUGAGCGCAUUUUAAUUUCAUUAUCGAGGACCGGGGCCCUUUAUGCAAAUAAUCAACUGCUUGCAAAAAAUUGCACGUCCUUUCUCGUGACCCAAGCACACGUCUUGUUUACUACUUCCCAGCAUCUUCUCAAGUUUGUUCACUUGACAAAAGCAGAAGGGAUGGAAGUUCCUGCCGACACCCCCGAGACAGACGAACGAUGCCGAAGUAUCGAACGUGGAAGCAAACUGGUAUCCGUCAUGCCCUCUAAAUUUGCCGUCACCCUACAGGCACCCAGGGGCAACAUAGAGACAAUCUACCCUCGAGCUCUGGUCUUGGCCGGCAUCAGAAACUACAUCGACAGAAAGGACUACCGCUCCGCGUUUCUUUCCUGUCGCAGCCAGAUGGUAGACAUGAACAUACUUCAUGAUUACGCACCUGAACAGUUCCUGGAAAACGUUGCAUUAUUCGUGGAUCAAGUGAAGAGGGUUGAUUUCAUCGAUGAAUUCCUAUCCCGGUUGAGUGAGGACGACGUCUCGCAAACCUUGUACAAGGACACUUUGAAGACACCCAAGGAAGUUCAAACCACGGUUCAGCCGGAAGGUACGGCCUCUUUCAAGCCGGCAACUAAGACCAGCAAGGUGAACCGGAUCUGCGAUGCGUUUUUGGCCACCCUUGAGAAACGCUUAGACACCAACUUGCAUAACCUGGUCACUGCACAUGUUUGCAAAUCGCCACCGGAUCUCGAAGCUGGACUUCAGCUUGUCGCUCGCCUGAGAGAACAAAGCGCGGAGCAAGCAGAGGACGCAAUUGAGCAUAUGUGUUUCCUCACAGAUGCUCACCGUCUAUACGACCAUGCAUUGGGUCUCUACGACCUCGAGCUCACCUUGUUGGUUGCUCAACAGGCUCAAAGGGACCCUCGAGAGUACCUCCCAUUCCUGCGGAAACUUCAGCAGCUUCCCAACGAUCGACGCCGUUUCGAAAUAGACAACUAUCUUGGCCGCUGGGCCAAGGCUCUGAAGCAUCUCCAUACUCUCAGUGCCUAUGACGAGAUGCGCGCUUAUGUCAUAAAGCAUGAGCUGUACAAAGAAGCGAUUGACUUGUUCAAAUAUCAGCCAGAGCAGCUGCGUGAUAUAACACAUAUCUAUGCUGACUUCCUGCAUGACCACUCCAAAUACAAAGAAGCAGGAAUCGCUUACGAGUCUCUUUCGCUCUACGAAGAUGCAUACAAGUGCUAUCACCUGGCGCACCUCUGGCGCGAGUCUCUAUACUGUGCCCUAAUGGUUCCUCUAUCGGACGCCGACCUCACCGCACACGCACUUGCUCUAUCGACUACAUUGACAGAAGAAAGCCGCGACUACGUCUCUGCAGCUCAAAUCCACGCAGAGCACCUGCACGACAUACCGGUAGCCGCCCGUCUGCUCUGCCGCGGCUCUCGCUUCGCGGAUGCAACGCGUAUCCUCGCGCUCCACGGCAAAAAAGAUCUUAUCCCGGAGAUUGUGGACACAGGUCUCGCAGAUGCCAUGGGAACCACGACGGACCUCCUCGCCGACUUCAGGUCACAGUUGAAUGCCCAGGUUCCACGUAUCCGAGAACUACGUGAACGGCGUGCAGCCGAUCCCCUAGCCUAUUUCGGUGGUGAUCCAACCACCGGUGACCUAGGAGUUGAUAUUCCAGAUAACGUCUCUCUGGCUCCCACGGACGCCUCCACACUGGCUGGUCGCACCAUGUUCACGAGGUACACAGGCAAAACGACAUCCUCACGACAUACGUCCAAGACCCGGCGGCGUGAGGAGCGAAAGCGGGCGCGUGGUAAGAAGGGCACGGUCUACGAAGAGGAGUACCUGGUCAACAGUGUGCGUCGACUCAUUGAACGGGUCAACUCGACUGUUCCGGAGGUGGAAACGCUUGUUGACGCACUCCUGCGGCGGGGGAUGCGCGAGCGCGCCGUUGCUAUUGAAAAAGCUAUGCAGGAAGUGCUAAAGAUGUGCGCUGAAAGUAAAGAGGAAGUGUUCGGCGCCCCGGAACAAGACGAGAGUGAGAAUGCCGAAGAGGGCCUCGACGGGGAAAACGUCGACGGUGCCGAAGAACUUAGACCUCGUGGGGGACAGCGCGUGUUCGCUGAGAGUGUCACAUCCGUGCUCGGCACCGGUAAACCAGGGCGGGAAGUCUCAGCGGUCAAGGAAAUGAAGAAAUCUGCCCUGCUGAACUAG